AUGGAGGACUACGUACCAGGCAUUGUGGCCUUCAACGUCGACUACUUCAGCACGCUGUUCGUUUCUGUCUGCAUGUCCAGCUCGGGGUCUGUCACCGUGUCGGUAUUGGCCAUCUUCACAGACGUGCUGCUAUCCGCUUUGGAGUUUCGAGAGGUCCGCAAGAACGCCGACAUCCUCUACAAGUCGCUGCAAAACCACAAGAACUGGAGCUACAACCACUUGAGCCACCAGGGGAGUGAAAACCUGCUAUCGCUGACCCUCGAAGUUGCUCGGAAUCCGGAGGCGCGCAACCUCCCGGGCGUUCGCCUGUGGGCGUGUAACCCGCACCCGCUCCCCAGUGAGCGGUUUGAGGCUCUCAAGAGACCGGAAACUCUGGAUGUGUACAGCACGAGUUCGUAUCAGUCGGUAAAAGCCAACAUUUCCCCAACCUCUCGUUCAAGUACAAAUGCCAUUCUUUCGAGUGAAGUCGCGGACGAAGCUGACCAAUCGAAGAAACUGAUAAUUCAAGGCGUUCAACUCCUCUUCCACUGCGAGUACAUCGUCUUGGUCGAGUACAUCGAGUGCGUCAUCCCCAUUGUGUUCGUGAUCUACAAGUCGGUGCUCCAGCAGCUACCGAACGUGGCGUACGCUCCUGGAGGAGCUGACGGCUGGCGCAACAGUGCUGUUGGGAACAUCAUGAUAUUCGCUGUGCUAGAGGUUUUCUCUUUUAUCGCCUUGAAGAUUUUGCUGCAGCGCAAGUUCGCCUUUUCUCCCCUUUAUCAACUCGCGUACGUACUGGAGACGCAAGUCGAGCUCGUUCAAAUCGACGUCUUCAUCGCGACGUUGGUUUUACUGCCCUCUGAGCUCGAGCAUUUCGGCAUGGAUUUCAGUCUUCGCUUUGACUGGCUUUGA
This is a messenger RNA of Phytophthora sojae, 891 nucleotides long. RefSeq lists its product as hypothetical. The record is from RefSeq and is a predicted model, not a curated record. Lineage: Eukaryota; Oomycota; Peronosporomycetes; Peronosporales; Peronosporaceae. The coding region runs from base 1 to 891 and encodes 296 amino acids. The transcript is spliced from 3 exons.